AUGUUGACUUGCUGGUUGUUUCUCCUUAUUACAUUCAUUCAUGCUGCGUCGAGUUCCCAGGGCUCGCUACCCGCCGCUUCAGCACCUGGGGCAUGCAGUGCUGCAGGCGACAAGAGCAGCAGUUGCUCUGCUGCUGUUGGGAAUGAUGACAACUCCAGGACCCUUAGAGAUCUCGAGGCUUAUGUAGCUUUUCUAGAGGGGAAGCUGGAGGAGAAACUGCAGAAGCAGGAGCAGCAGCAGUGGGAACAGCAGCGCAAUCUGUACGUCCUGUUGGCUGUCAGCAUUUGCCUUGCCGUGGUGUUUAUCGUGGCUAUUUCUGCUUGCAAGGUGUAUGUCCACUCGCUCCAGAACCAACUGCAAUGCAGCUUUCAGCGGGAGGAGCAGCGAGGGCAGCAGGACUGCUCUGCUGCUGGACUGCACCCACCACGCGGGGGUGGGGCCCCGCAGAAGUCGCCCUUGCGUCGUGAUCAAUCAAAGCUGUCUUCAGUAGAGAUGGAAUGGCCCCACCAGAAGGACCGCUGGAGCAGCAGUUGGUGCAGUGAGGAGACCCACCCUACAACUGCCCACCAACUUGACUUCGAUGACGACUUGGGCGACGACGAAGACGCCUGCCUGUAUCCUUCCAGUGAGGAUGUCGCCGACAGAGCGAGAGCCGUCGAGGAAGUACGGGCAGCAGCCGGGUUGUCGCCUGAACUGCAGCAGCAGCAACAGCAGUUGGAGGCCCGCUGCUCCCGUCUCUUUGAGCGGCUGCACGAAAUAACAGACGUUAGCAGGGCUUUUUGCAGCAGCAGCAGCGACUCAGAGAAAGAAGUCGCAGCAGACGUGGCGGCGGCAGGGGAAGCAGAUGAAGUUCAGGAACAGCCAGCUGCAGUAAAUGCACCUUCUGGAGACACCGCAAUAGUAGACGAGGCAGGAGAGGCAACCCCGCAGCCUCGGCGUCAGAAGAAGAAGCGGCAGCGUGGUGCAGCUGACCCCGCGCGGCUAGAGGAGCAGCGCGGGCUGUUGCAGCAGCUGCAGCAGCUCUUCCGAGAGAUAGAUGCAGCGUUUAUUACGAACAAGCCGGCUCAUGUUUCUGUGAUGAUCCGCUGCUGCAAUGCUCUUCUCCGGGCUGACGGGCUUGCAGUCCUGAAGGCUUGCGCUGACUGCCCGCCGCUGCACGCGGAGGCACAGAGCAUCAUUGAAAUUGUCGUGCCUUGCAUUUGGGCUACUUAG
Messenger RNA from Eimeria mitis, 1212 nucleotides. RefSeq lists its product as uncharacterized. NCBI's taxonomy places the organism in Eukaryota, Apicomplexa, Conoidasida, Eucoccidiorida, Eimeriidae. The record is from RefSeq and is a predicted model, not a curated record. Bases 1 to 1212 code for a protein of 403 amino acids. The transcript is spliced from 2 exons.